Molecule: messenger RNA, 1578 nt
Organism: Capsella rubella
Lineage: Eukaryota; Viridiplantae; Streptophyta; Magnoliopsida; Brassicales; Brassicaceae
Product: 3-ketoacyl-CoA synthase 13
Exons: 1
Coding region: 9-1409 (466 amino acids)
Biological process (GO): fatty acid biosynthetic process
Cellular component (GO): membrane
Molecular function (GO): acyltransferase activity, transferring groups other than amino-acyl groups
Source: RefSeq, a predicted model, not a curated record
UCUCUCAUAUGUUCAUUGCAAUGGCAGAUUUCAAGCUUCUUUUGCUCGUUAUAAUCCUUCUAUCUCUCUUUGAGCUUGAUGUACUUCAAUUUCACCAUCACUUCUUCUCUUCUUAUCCGGUAAAGAUCGGUUUGCUCAUCAUCUCCAUCUUCUUCUACGUCUACUCAACCACCCGGUCUAAACCGAUUUACCUCGUAGAUUUCUCAUGUCACCAACCAACCGACUCUUGCAAAAUCUCAUCCGAAACGUUCUUCAACAUGGCCAAAGGCGCUCAACUCUACACCGAGGAAACGAUACACUUCAUGACGAGGAUACUAAACCGGUCCGGUUUAGGAGAUGAUACGUACGCCCCACGUUGCAUGUUAACCUCUCCACCAACUCCAUCAAUGUUCGAGGCGAGACAUGAAGCCGAAUUAGUCAUCUUCGGAGCUCUUAACUCACUAUUCAAGAAAACCGGAGUUGAACCGAGAGAAGUCGGAAUCUUUAUUGUAAACUGCAGCUUGUUUAACCCUAACCCAUCACUCUCGUCCAUGAUCGUAAACCGGUAUAAGCUCAAAACCAACGUCAAAACAUACAAUCUCUCCGGCAUGGGAUGCAGCGCCGGCGCAAUCGCAGUCGAUCUCGCCACAAAUCUGCUCAAAGCAAACCCUAAUACCUAUGCAGUCAUUGUUAGCACGGAGAACAUGACUUUAAGCAUGUAUAGAGGAAACGACCGGUCAAUGUUAGUCCCUAACUGUCUGUUUCGGGUAGGUGGCGCUGCGAUCAUGCUCUCCAACCGGAGCCAAGACCGAGUCCGGUCAAAGUACGAGUUGACUCAACUCGUAAGGACUCACAAAGGCGCUAGUGAUAAACAUUACACUUGUGCUGACCAAAAAGAAGACGAUAAAGGUAUCGUUGGAGUCUCACUCUCUAAAGAACUAACCGUUGUUGCUGGUGACACGUUAAAGACGAAUCUAACAGCACUUGGUCCGCUCGUCCUGCCUUUAUAUGAAAAACUACGGUUUGUUCUCUUUUUGGUAAAGAGUAAGCUUUUACGUAUAAAAGUUAGUCCAUACGUUCCGGAUUUCAAACUAUGUUUCGAGCAUUUCUGUAUUCACGCCGGAGGUAGAGCGUUACUUGACGCAGUUGAAAAAGGUCUCGGACUUGGUGAGUUUGACCUUGAGCCGUCUCGGAUGACUUUGCACCGAUUCGGAAACACUUCGAGCUCGUCGCUAUGGUACGAACUUGCAUACGUGGAGGCUAAGUGUCGCGUCAAGAGAGGAGAUCGGAUUUGGCAGUUGGCGUUUGGGUCUGGAUUUAAAUGCAACAGUAUUGUGUGGAGAGCGUUGAGGACGAUUCCGGCGAGCGAGUCAUUAGUGGGAAACCCGUGGGGUGACUCGGUUCAUAAGUAUCCGGUUCAUGUGACAUAAUAAUACGUGUGACGAGGGUACCAUAUAUUCAGCUUCCUAUAAGAUUGCAGCUCUCUUUUAUAUAUUUAAUGUUACCCUGAAAUAUAAGAUUGCAGACGAAUUAUCGUCAAAAAGUUGCUACGUGUUUUAAUAUAGAAAGGACGACUUAUAAAUAAAAUGGCAAAGUCAU